Molecule: messenger RNA, 651 nt
Organism: Malassezia japonica
Lineage: Eukaryota; Fungi; Basidiomycota; Malasseziomycetes; Malasseziales; Malasseziaceae
Exons: 4
Coding region: 1-651 (216 amino acids)
Biological process (GO): fungal-type cell wall organization
Cellular component (GO): plasma membrane; cell cortex of cell tip
Source: RefSeq, a predicted model, not a curated record
AUGGUGUUGAUGAUCUUCGUCAACAUCGGCCAGCUCACCGAGAACAUGGUGUCGCGCAACAUUUACCUUGCGCGUCUCAAGACGCCUAACCUGGCCAAUCUUAUUGGCUCGACCUCGGGUGUCCCUGCUAUGUCCAAGUGGGGCCUUUACAACUACUGCAACGAGUGGAACCCUCUCACCGGUGCGAACGUUAAGCGCCAAUGCGCAGACCACCACUUCAUCCAGGAGUUUGACCCAAUCUCUGCUCUUGGCGCCAACCUGCCCCAGGACAAGAUCUCUGCGCUCGAGUCGCGCUCGACUACGAUUGGCAACCUUCACGAGAAGAGCAAGGCCGCCAACUACCUGCUGUUUGUUGGUACGAUCCUGGUCGGCGUUGCUUUCAUCGUCACUUGCCUGAUCCACAUGUCCGCUCUGAUCGUGGCCGCCUUUUUCGCAUUCAUUGGCUUCGCUCUUCUGCUCUGUGGUGCCGCUAUCUGGACGUACAUGAUGCACCGUGUCAAGAACCUUGGCCUUCCUGGUCUGGACUUUGACUACGGUAACGCGCUGUGGCUGUCUUGGGCUUCGGUUGCUUGCUCCCUGUUUGCUAUUCCGGCCCUGGGCGGCGGCAGUGCUGCGAGCCGUAAGCGCUACAGUAGCGGCGAGGUCUACUAA